AUGUCAGAGAAGAAUGUUGAUGAGGAUAAUUUGCCUGAAAAUGAAACAGAUGAGGUGGAACAGACAGACAGUGAGGAAAGAAAGGUGAGCGAAACUAUUUAUACUGUUGAGCCCGAUGAGGAGACUGAGCCCGAUGAGGGGACUGCUGUGAAGGUGUGGCCAUACUAUGAACCUCAAGAUGGGGAUGACAUGUGUACCAUCUGUGGCUUUCUGGCUAAAUGCCCGAGAGCCCUAAAGAUUCACACCACGAGAAAACAUGCAAAGAAAACGAACAAGAACACAAAGUCAGAGGAACAACCAGAACAAGAGGGAGAAACUCCCCCUGAUGUCAGUCCAGCUGAAACAUCACAGGAAGUUGGCCCUGGGGAAGAAAACCAUAUUGAGGUUAAUGAAAACCAGGAGUCAGAGCAGGUGUCCGUUCUCAAUGAGGUGAUAUCGGUGGCCAGAGAUCAUGGAAUAUAUACAAAGGGCUGUUCCAAGAGGGAGAGGGCAGCAACUAAAGAGCAGAUAGCUCAGGAAGAGGAGAACCCCAUCCAAGAGAGAAGAGUGAGCAAACGAAUCCCAAAGCCCAAGGUGAUUUACUCUUGCAACUACUGUGGGCAAGAGUUCAGGGACAAGCCCCUGUUAGAGGUGCAUAUCAAGAGACACCAUGCUAAAGACACCCCAUACAUAUUUGAUGUUGAUGAGAUCAUGGAUGAAGAGGAUGAAGCUGUGGUUCCUGCUAAUACCCCGAAGACUACACCAGCAAGGACGGCACCCAAACGCAUGCUCAGCAGAUUCCAUCUGAAGUGUGCGAGCUGCGAGUUCAGGGUUAGCACCCCAGCAUUGCUGGAGAGCCACGCCCGACUUAAACACACCGGCCAGGACUGGUACCAUUGCAAGCUGUGUCACUAUUACACUGCCACAGCUGAGUGGAUGAAAUUGCACCUGUCCUCAGAGAUCCACCAGCAGCGUGAAAUAGGUAAGACGCCCCCAGGAAAACUUCCUUUGUUUGAGGACUGCGUGGAGAAGGUGAACAGAGACACUGCCAGAGAUAGUGAUAGUGCCACCAUGGAAGAAGUGGCCCCACCACAAGGAGAUGGUGGAGAAGUGGCAUUGCUAUUGAUGGAGGGUGAUCAUGAAGCUGAGAAGGCAGUGGAGGCUGCAAAAACUGAGCUUACCCAGGGAGAGACAUUAGAUGAUACCCAACCUGCCAAGAAGAAAAGGGGGAGGCCAAAGCAGGUAACCACCACCACCUGUGGCUAUUGUGGCCUGGUAGUGUCCAAUGCCACUAAUCUUACUGUUCAUGUGCGCCGUAAACAUAGCAAGGACUAUGGCUACAACUGCACGCUCUGCAAUUACAGCUGUGUGACCAAAGGAGAUAUGGACCGCCACCGUAUCACAAAGAAACACGUGAAACGUGCAAAGGAGUCUUCCACCAAGAACCAAGUCAGCACUCGCACGGCUGCACCAGCCCAGAAAGCAGAGGCAUGCCCCGAAGAUACAGAUACAGAUGGAGAGUCUGGACCUGACAACUUAGGCUCCAAAAAAAAUGGUGCAGAAGACCAAUCUAAAUCAGACUCAAGCCCCCCAAAAAGUAAAUAUGAUUCUGUUAAUGCCUGCAGUCAUUGUGAUUUUGUAGCCCAUUCCAUUCCUUCACUUCAUCUUCAUGUGAAGCGAAAGCACACCAGAGACUUUGAAUUCGUAUGUCUAGCAUGUAACUACUAUGCCGUGACUACCAGGGAGAUGUCUCGCCAUGCCUCCACAGACAAGCACAAGCAAAAAAGCCAGAAAUACCUGGAGCCAGAGGGGAGUGCUGGGCAGAAAAUGCCUCAGCCUCCAGUGGCAGAGGCCAUGAAGCUAGAGGAUGAAGGGGGUACUGAUUCUAAUCCUGAUUCUGACCAGGUUCCCUCCAACAAUGUUCAAACAGAGAAGCCUUUAUCCAAUCCUGAUGACAGCCAAGAUAUUGAUGCUCAGAGUAAGACUGCAACCACCAUCCCCACAUUAGCUGUGGAUGCAGUUGCCAGAGAAGAUACAGCUGAAGCGGCCAUUAAUACUGGCAGUGUUGAGGCUCAGGCAAAGACAACAACCUACAGUGACGGGGAAUCAAAGCUAACCAACCAGCCUAUCCCACCGGUGACAGUGUCUGAGCAGCAGCCCCCUGAAGAGGAUCAAUCCAUAGAGCAGGGGAGCCUGAGUGAAGAGGACAGCACAGAGGUGGUCUCAGAGGUGGAUCUAGAGUUAGCAGAUGAGAGAGAAGAUGGCUGCUUUACAGACACCCAGAUGUUCAAGGCCCUACCCUUUGACGCCUGCAUUGUAUCUGUCAAGACCCUUGCUGAGCAGGAGCAGGCUCUGCUUGAAGGGAAGGUGGGGGAGGCUUCAAUCAUAUGUCUAACUGGCGGAGAGUCGGUUUUACCCAGCUUCCUCACCCCCUCUGCCCCAAGCCCGCACAUCAAAAAGGUUCGAUCCAAGGAGGUGAAAGUGAAGGAUGAGACCAAAAUUGCUCGUGUUCGCUGUGAGGACUGUGGUUUCCUGGCUGACGGCCUCAGCGGACUCAAUGUCCACACUGCCAUGAAACAUCCAUCCAAGGAGAAGCAUUUCCAUUGCAUGGUGUGUGGGAAGUCUUUCUAUAUGGAGAGUAACCUGCACCAGCACCUUACCAGUGCUGCCCACCUGCGCAAUGAGCAGAACUGUGUGGAGGAGCUGCCUGAGGGGGGGGCCACUUUCAAGUGUCUUAAAUGCACGGACCGCUUUGAAACGGAACAGGAUCUGUUUCUCCAUAUCAAGGAAAAACACGAGGAACUUUUGAGAGAAGUCAACAAGUAUGUGUUGGAGGACACAGAGCAGAUCAACCGCGAGCGGGAGGAGAACCAGGGCAGCGUGUGCAAAUACUGUGGCAAGGUGUGCAAGAGCAGCAACUCCAUGGCGUUCCUGGCCCACAUACGCACACACACUGGGUCCAAGCCCUUCAAGUGUAAGAUCUGCAACUUUGCUACAGCCCAGCUGGGGGACGCCAGGAACCACGUGAAGAGACACCUGGGCAUGAGGGAGUACAAGUGUGAAAUCUGCGGGUGA
Molecule: messenger RNA, 3054 nt
Organism: Lampris incognitus (smalleye Pacific opah)
Lineage: Eukaryota; Metazoa; Chordata; Actinopteri; Lampriformes; Lampridae
Gene: znf407
Product: zinc finger protein 407
Exons: 3
Coding region: 1-3054 (1017 amino acids)
Biological process (GO): regulation of gene expression
Cellular component (GO): nucleus
Molecular function (GO): nucleic acid binding; zinc ion binding
Source: RefSeq, a predicted model, not a curated record